UUUAUCGUUAGAAUUGGCGAGCCAGAUAGAAGCUGCGGUUCUCAAGUCACAUAGAGAACCAAGUAUAUUUGAAGAGAAGCCGUUCUGCGGAGCUCCGCCGUUAACGCCAUUAAACCUUUCUCUUCUAUGGCGUCGUCUUCCUGGUCUCUGGAGAUCGCUGGAGGAGGAAGCAAGCCUGUGUUAACCGGUCGAGAUUUCAGGCAGAAGCCACGCUAUCGCUUCUCUUCGCUCCAGCUUAAUACUCCACUCCGGCGCCGGCCGGCCUCAUCGGUGCGCGCCUUGGAGUCCCACUCGAACAGUUGCGUCUUGCCGGUGAAGUUCGAUUCGUUAACUUGUUCUACCGCACGCGGGAGUGAUGGACGCGAUCGGAUCACGGUGCAAAAGCUGGAUGAUUGGAUGCGAGGCUCCAUUGGGGAGAUUGUGAGGAAUAUUGGAAAAGCCCCUUUUCUGGCACGGGUUUUCUCGGAUGAAUCUGAGUCGAAGCGGGCUGGUUCGUCGUCAUCGGGGUUGAUGAUCGAGGAAGCUGCGACGGCGGAGGGAUGGUUAGGGAUCAAGCAGCGUUGGGAGCAGGAGAGUUCUGUUCCAGAUGGGGUUAUUUUGGUGGAAGAACUGGAUUCCAAGGAAGAAGAUGAAGGUGAGGGAGGCAGGGGCGGCCGGAGUAAUGUGAGGUGGGGGGUAGUGGUCCAAGGAAGGGGGUUGGAUUGUUCGGCUUGCUAUAUAUUGAAUACUUGCAGGGUACGAUCAUCAAUGGGGUUUUGCACGCAUUUCUGCUUGGUGAGAGCCCAAUGCUUUGGAGAUCCGGUGGGAGUGCAGCUGAAGAAUGUUUGGCUUCAGAACGAAAGGUAGAAGGUGGCGGGGGAGAUGAAUUGACUCCAUUGAUUAUUGUGGAUAGAUCAUGGCUUUUAUUCAAUUUUCAUGCUUUAAUGCCUCUAAAAUGUGAAUUUUUAAGGUGUAAUUUGUGUUUUCGUGAUGAAAUAGAUACAAUUA
This is a messenger RNA of Phalaenopsis equestris, 987 nucleotides long. RefSeq lists its product as uncharacterized. Lineage: Eukaryota; Viridiplantae; Streptophyta; Magnoliopsida; Asparagales; Orchidaceae. The coding region runs from base 127 to 846 and encodes 239 amino acids. The record is from RefSeq and is a predicted model, not a curated record. The transcript has 2 exons.